AUGCUGAAUGGGCCACUUGGGACAGGAAGUGACUUGCUCCAGACAAGAAGUGACCAGGCCUGGACAGAAGUGGCCUGGGAAGUGGCAGAAGCAGUGCAGCAGGAACUGGAAGUGCCUUCAUCCAGGACAGGAAGUAGCACUUCUGAAAUAGGAAGUGGUCUGGCUGGAACCGGAAGUGGCUUAGUCUGGGGGGGUGGGGGGAGGUGGAUGGUUCAUACUCUGUGGAGAAGGGAGGGGGGGCAGGAAGAACUUCCCAUUUCAGGAGGAAGCUGGAACUUAACUCUAAAGAAGAUCAAGUGGACUGAGGAGGGUCUUCCUAGUAUUCAGUGGCUUGUGCCAGGAUCCCCCUUCCCCUGUUCUCUGUGCUGCUUUUAG
Messenger RNA from Rangifer tarandus platyrhynchus (Svalbard reindeer), 375 nucleotides. The record is from the annotation of a GenBank genome assembly. Lineage: Eukaryota; Metazoa; Chordata; Mammalia; Artiodactyla; Cervidae.